Penicillium hordei is the source of this 1380-nucleotide messenger RNA. RefSeq lists its product as uncharacterized. Gene Ontology annotation, cellular component: membrane. The transcript has 6 exons. Lineage: Eukaryota; Fungi; Ascomycota; Eurotiomycetes; Eurotiales; Aspergillaceae. The coding region runs from base 1 to 1380 and encodes 459 amino acids. Gene Ontology annotation, biological process: transmembrane transport. Gene Ontology annotation, molecular function: transmembrane transporter activity. The record is from RefSeq and is a predicted model, not a curated record.
AUGACAUCUCUGGGAGCCAGAUCGAGAUUUGUAGUCACUGCUGGCGUUGGAUUCUUCGCAGAUGGCUAUCUCAAUUUGACGAUUGGGCCUGUGGUACCAAUUCUGGGUUACCUAUACUUCCAAGAUGGCAAGGUACCGACAGUCGACAGCGACAUCAUGAAAAGCGGCCUGAGCCUGGGAACGGUAGUUGGUCAGCUUCUUUUUGGGGUUCUGAGUGAUGUCUGGGGUCGCCAUACUAUUUAUGGCAAAGAACUUCUCCUCACUAUAUUUGGAACCUUGAUGGUAGUCUUGUUGCCUUGGAAUCGGAUGUCGGCCCAGUCUGUGACAGCAUGGAUUUCAAUAUUCCGUGUUAUCACCGGUGUAGGGAUUGGGGCAGAUUAUCCAUUAUCUUCGUCUUUAUCGGCAGAAAAGUCACCAUUUGGCUCCCGUGCUAUCCAAAUGUUGACUGUUUUCUCGAAUAUCGGCCUCGGUAAUAUUGCGGCCAGCAUCGUGUUUUUGAUCUUGCUCAAGGCAUUCGAGGGGUCGAUAGCUGACAAUAUGAGCCAUCUCGAAUGGGUCUGGCGUCUACUAUUGGGAACACUGCCCUACAAGCAAUAUGUCUGUGAUGACACUACUGGGCAGAAACGCACAUUCAAGAAGCAGUGGGAAGACUUUUGCGAGUACUUCAGUCACUGGAAACAUGCCAAAUUGUUGUUCGCAACUGCAGCCUCUUGGUUCUUGUUCGAUAUCGCAUAUUAUGGUAUCAAUCUCAACCAAAGCAUUAUACUGGCAAGAAUUGGCUAUGCCCAUGGAGCAACACCGUGGAAAACUCUGUACAACACUGCUGUGGGUAAUAUAAUCAUACAGGCAGCAGGGUAUCUCCCUGGAUUCUACGUCGGCAUCUUCCUUCCUGAUCGCAUCGGUCGUGUACGCCAACAAUUCUGGACCUCUAUCAUGGUCUCCAUCCUUUAUGCUAUAUGGGCUGGAAUCAGCACACAAAGUGCACACACCCCGACAGCGGGCUUGAUGGUUAUCUUUGCCCUCUCGCAGUUUUUGCUGACUGUUGGUCCUAAUUGCACAACGUUCUUGAUCCCCGCAGAGGUGUUCCCAACGCGUGUUCGAGGCACAGCACACGGAAUAUCUGCUGCUUCUGGAAAAUGCGGCGCCAUUAUAACUGCAUUUGCUUUCGGUUCUGUUGAAGAUGCAAUUGGCUUGGAGGGUGUCCUUGGAUUGUUCUCAGGAAUCAUGCUGCUCACUGCUCUUGUAACCUUGCUGAUACCCGAGACCAUAAUCACACUCUUGAGGGCAUUGAAAAAGAUGAGCUUUAUAGAGCAAGCGAAGCUGUUGCCGAGCUUCCACACUCUAACGUUGAGGCAGGGAACAGGGAGCUAUAUGUGGUAA